Nannospalax galili (Upper Galilee mountains blind mole rat) is the source of this 3939-nucleotide messenger RNA. It is a transcript of the gene Patz1, whose product is annotated as POZ/BTB and AT hook containing zinc finger 1. NCBI's taxonomy places the organism in Eukaryota, Metazoa, Chordata, Mammalia, Rodentia, Spalacidae. Gene Ontology annotation, biological process: regulation of immune system process; negative regulation of transcription by RNA polymerase II; regulation of cytokine production. Gene Ontology annotation, cellular component: nucleus. The record is from RefSeq and is a predicted model, not a curated record. The transcript is spliced from 5 exons. Gene Ontology annotation, molecular function: protein binding; RNA polymerase II cis-regulatory region sequence-specific DNA binding; DNA-binding transcription factor activity, RNA polymerase II-specific. Bases 796 to 2859 code for a protein of 687 amino acids.
CUGCAAGCGAGGGGGGGUGUUGUUGGUAUCGCCCCCUCCUUCUCCUCCCCCCAGGGGUGAAAGUGCAAGAGGAAGUGCAGUCGCUGCCAUCUUUCCUCCGUUCCGAACACGGAGCCCCGGGCCGCAGCGCCGCCGCUCCGCUGCCGCCGGCGCCUGGCCUAGGGAAGGGCCCACCCCGCUGCCGCCGCCGCCCGCUCGUUUCGGCCGCCGCCACCGCCAAGCUCGGAGGCCCGGCUUGCGCCACCGCCCCCGCGCACGCCCGGCCACCGCCGCCUUCGCCUUUUGUUUCCUUUGCUCCGGCGCCCCCGCCCCGGCUCGCGCUUUGCAGGGGACGCAGCGCGCGCCCCCAGCGGGCCCGGGAAAAGCCUUGGAGCGCGCGCUUGCGCUUGCGCGGCGGACCCCUCCUCCCCGCGCGCGCGCCUCUCUUGGCUGAGCGCCGGCGCCGCCUGGCGGGCGGGAGGGGAGGUGGCAGGAGCAUUGGCAGGAGGGGCGCACCUCUUCGCUUGCGUACCCCCCGGAAGGUAGACGAGAAAGGGAGGCGGGCAGGCGGGGAGCGGAUCGCGCGGUCCGGUGGGGGCGGGGUGGCUAUGUGGGGGGCAGCGCACCCCGCCGUCUAGACAUUUUGAUUCGGGCAGGGGGCGUGUGCGCUGGGCGCACCUGCGAGACUGACUAGCCCCGGGCAGCACGUGCGGGGAGUGGGGACAAGUCCACCGCGCCCGGCUUCUCGCUGCCUAGGGGAAGGGACUGGGGACCGGCGGGGGCCCGGGCCCGGCUCGUGGGCAGGGGGCGGCGGCCAUGGAGCGGGUCAACGACGCUUCCUGCGGCCCGUCGGGCUGCUACACCUACCAGGUGAGCAGACAUAGUACCGAGAUGCUGCACAACCUAAACCAGCAGCGCAAAAACGGCGGGCGCUUCUGCGACGUGCUCCUACGGGUGGGCGACGAGAGCUUCCCAGCGCACCGCGCCGUGCUGGCCGCCUGCAGCGAGUACUUUGAGUCGGUAUUCAGCGCCCAGUUGGGCGACGGCGGAGCUGCAGACGGGGGUCCUGCUGAUGUUGGAGGCGCGGCGGCGGCUCCGGGCGGUGGGGCCGGGGGCAGCCGCGAGCUGGAGAUGCACACCAUCAGCUCCAAGGUAUUUGGGGACAUCCUGGACUUCGCUUACACUUCCCGCAUCGUGGUGCGCCUAGAGAGCUUCCCUGAGCUCAUGACGGCCGCCAAGUUCCUGCUGAUGAGGUCGGUCAUCGAGAUCUGCCAGGAAGUCAUCAAACAGUCCAACGUACAGAUCUUGGUGCCUCCGGCCCGGGCUGACAUCAUGCUCUUUCGUCCCCCUGGGACCUCUGAUUUGGGUUUCCCUUUGGACAUGACCAACGGCGCAGCCUUGGCAGCCAACAGCAAUGGUAUUGCUGGUACCAUGCAGCCUGAGGAGGAAGCUGCCAGGGCCACAGGUGCAGCUAUUGCGGGCCAAGCUUCCCUGCCUGUGUUACCUGGGGUGGACCGUUUGCCCAUGGUGGCUGGACCCCUGUCCCCUCAACUGCUGACUUCCCCAUUCCCCAAUGUGGCAUCGAGUGCCCCUCCACUGACUGGCAAGCGAGGCCGGGGACGCCCAAGGAAAGCCAACCUUCUGGACUCGAUGUUUGGGUCUCCAGGGGGCUUGAGGGAGGCAGGCAUCCUUCCGUGUGGCCUGUGCGGGAAGGUGUUCACUGAUGCCAACCGGCUCCGGCAGCAUGAGGCCCAACACGGUGUCACCAGCCUUCAGCUGGGCUACAUCGAUCUUCCUCCUCCACGGCUGGGGGAGAAUGGGCUACCUAUCUCUGAGGACCCCGACGGCCCCAGAAAAAGGAGCCGGACCAGGAAGCAGGUGGCUUGUGAGAUCUGUGGCAAGAUCUUCCGUGACGUGUACCAUCUCAACCGGCACAAGCUGUCCCACUCUGGGGAGAAGCCCUACUCCUGCCCGGUGUGUGGUCUGCGGUUCAAGAGAAAGGACCGCAUGUCCUACCAUGUGCGGUCCCAUGAUGGGUCGGUAGGCAAGCCGUACAUCUGCCAGAGCUGUGGGAAAGGCUUCUCCAGGCCUGAUCACUUGAAUGGACACAUCAAGCAGGUGCACACUUCUGAGCGCCCUCACAAGUGUCAGACCUGCAAUGCUUCGUUCGCCACCCGAGACCGUCUGCGCUCCCACCUGGCCUGUCAUGAAGACAAAGUGCCCUGCCAGGUGUGUGGGAAGUACUUGCGGGCAGCAUACAUGGCAGACCAUCUGAAGAAGCACAGCGAGGGCCCCAGCAACUUCUGCAGUAUCUGUAACCGAGGUUUCUCCUCUGCCUCCUACUUAAAGGUCCAUGUUAAAACCCACCACGGUGUUCCCCUUCCCCAGGUCUCCAGGCACCAGGAACCCAUCCUGAAUGGGGGAGCAGCGUUCCACUGCGCCAGGACCUAUGGCAACAAAGAAGGCCAGAAAUGCUCACAUCAGGAUCUGAUUGAGAGCUCUGACUCCUAUGGUGACCUCUCAGACGCCAGUGACCUGAAGACGCCAGAGAAGCAGAGUGCCAACGGCUCUUUCUCCUGUGACAUGGCAGUCCCUAAAAACAAAAUGGAGUCUGACGGGGAGAAGAAGUACCCAUGCCCUGAAUGUGGGAGCUUCUUCCGUUCUAAGUCCUACUUGAACAAACAUAUCCAGAAGGUGCAUGUCCGGGCCCUUGGAGGCCCCCUGGGGGACCUGGGCCCUGCCCUUGGUUCACCUUUCUCUCCCCAGCAGAACAUGUCUCUUCUGGAGUCCUUUGGGUUUCAGAUUGUUCAGUCAGCGUUUGCAUCAUCUCUAGUAGAUCCUGAGGUGGACCAGCAGCCCAUGGGGCCUGAGGGGAAGUGAGACAGAUGCUUUGUCCCCAAGAAACAGCCGAUGGGGACUGCUGAGAAAUGCUGUGAAUGCGGAGGGAAGUGAUGUCUUUGGGUUCUGUAGCUGAGAGAUUUUUAUUCGUUUAUAACCCCCCAUCCCUGUCCCCAUCCAACGCCCUCUCCAUCACCCAUUCCCUCAAUGGUCUUUAGAAAUAGAUUCUCAUCUGAUACUUUGCGGAGAUAUCUGAGAGACCAGGUAUGGGACAAGGGCAAAAAAACACUACAUAGGCCUCUAAGGUAGCACCAGGCCUGGUUUCUCUAGUGGCCAGAAACCAGAAUUUCUGGUGCUCAAUUCUUAGUGAUCCCAAACCCAAACCUCAAGGCAUUCUGGGACUCAGUGGUUUUGGUCCCUUUAUAUUUCUAAUUCCUCCUUCCCCUUUCUUAUAUCCCUCAGAAGAAACCACAGUAGAGCCUUCACCUCUCAUACCACUUUGAUGUCCAACUACUUUAAGGAAACCAGAAGCCUACAGCAUCCCACGGACCAUGGGAUGAGUGUCCUCUGAGAGCCGUCUGAGCUUGGCCCCUGGCCUGGAGGGCCCUUGACUUUCCUGAGUCCUGCUAGAGGCUAGCAUUUCAUUGCCAGGACAAGCUCAGCUAUUGAGGACACCCCCACCCCAAAUUCCAGUUCUUACAUGAUUUUAACCAUUCAUCUUGCUGUUGGGUUUUAAUUCUCUAAUUAUGAUUAUUAUUGUUAUUAUUUUUUAGGACCAGUUGUAGUGAAUUGCUACUGAAAGCUAUCCCAGGUGAUACAGAGCUCUUUGUAAACCGCAGUCACACAUUAGGGUUAGUAUUAAAAUUUGUUUAGAUGUACCAUAAUUAACUUGGCUAGUUGUUUGUUUGAAGUCUAUGGAAGAAAUAGUUUUAUGCAAAAUUUUAAAAAAUGCUAGUCUGAUCAGGAAGGAGUUUCUAUGAUGUUGGGGACCAGGAAGGCGGGAGAGCCACAGGUAGAGACACUGUGUACCUUGGUUGUGUCACAUGUGAGCAAGCCCAGGUGGACCUUGUGAUGUGAAUUGAUCUGAUCAGACUAUAUUAAAAACAUCAGUACCUUACUCUA